This is a messenger RNA of Trypanosoma brucei brucei TREU927, 2781 nucleotides long. RefSeq lists its product as hypothetical. The record is from RefSeq and is a predicted model, not a curated record. Lineage: Eukaryota; Euglenozoa; Kinetoplastea; Trypanosomatida; Trypanosomatidae. The transcript has a single exon. The coding region runs from base 1 to 2781 and encodes 926 amino acids.
AUGGAGUCUCCUGCGAAAGGUGAUUCCAGACAGGGGCUAAAAGGGACCCAAAAACAUUUGGAGUUUCAGCUGCAGCGUGAGAAAGCUUACACUCGUGAGCUUGAGGAAAAAGUUAAGUUACAACAAGCACAGAUAGCUACUCUCGAACAAGACAAAGCUGAGCUACGUAGAGAAAAGUUAAUGCAUACGGACGACGACAAGAAGCGGGGAAAAUUAGAGGAGAGGUGUCACACCCUGCAAAAGGACUUAUCCGAAAAACAAUCUGCAUUGGUUGCUGAGCAGAAGCGCGCGGCUAGGGCUGAAUGUGAGAAGGAGCAAAUUCGUCGUGACGCUCAUGCUUCUAUAGCCAAGUGGUGCGACGCAGAGAAACAAUGGAUCACCGAGAACGAAACCAUUCAGAGACAACUUGAAGAAUCAAGGACUGCUUAUUCGAAGUUAGCGGAUGAAUUCAAGGAGUUGAACGUCACACUGAAGGAAGUUCAGAAGCAGUUACAGAGGGAGAAGGACCACACAACAAAAUUGGAGUCAUUAUCGCACGAGGGGGAAAAGAAGAUAACUUUGUUACAUUCCCGUAUCGAGGCAUUGCAGAACGAUGUGCAUACGCGCGACGAAACUGUUUUCAAGUUGGAGGAAGCAAAAUCCAAGUGGGAAGAGGUUUGUCAUGUGAAAGACAACGAGAUAAAGUCUCUCGAAGUACAGUUAGGAAUGCAGAAGAGCACGAUUGAGAAGCUGCAAAACACCGUCUCCACACUGAACCAGCAAAUCGAGGCGGCAAAACUGAUCAACAUUGAAGAAAAAGGUCGUGUAGAAAAGGCAAACUGUGACCUACGAGAAUCCGAAAAAGGAAACAAGCUGCUUAUGAUGGAGCUGGAAACAAUGCGUCGUGAUUUUGAGCAUGCUUCUGAAAAUUCUUCCAAACACCAAGAAGUUAUUGUAGAAUUGAGGUCGAAGAUUUCGGCGCUAAACGAUCAGGUGAUAGAGAAGUGCGCUGAGUCUCGGAAGUAUGAACUGUCUGUCAGUCAACUGAAGGCUGAUGUGAACCGUCUUGAACAAGAACGUACCGAUAGCAGCCGAAGAGCCGCAAUAUUGGAAAGUAAUCUUCAAGAGCUUCGAAGUGCGCUCGAACGAACAAGGAUGGAUUUGGAGAGCGUCGUUAGUGCAAAAAGUUUCUUGGAGACCGAAUUCCAGCGAGUGAAGAGUAUGCAGGAUACGAAGGACGAAAAUUUGGUACUCAUGCGGGUGGAUUACGAAGAAAAAAUUGAUUCUCUGCGCCGUGAGGCGAAAGAUCUUACGUCUGAAAUUGACGCCAGACGAGGGGUAAUUGACAAGUUGACAGGUCAGUUAGGUGAAGCUAAUGCAAGAAAUGAGGACCUCUAUCGCAAGGUUAUGCAGAGUUCUGAAUUUUCUACCCAGCUACGUUCUGCCACUGAAGAAAUGCAGCUGAAUAACUUCAUGCUUCAGGUAAAGGUGCUUGAGCUCGAAGAACAGGCUGCCAGGUGGAGUCUGUCUAAAGAGUCUGCUGAUGAAAACCUUGAUAUUCACGGCAUUCUUGUCGUCAAUAUCGAUACUGCAGUGACACAUUUCUACGAGGAGACAAACUUACUAAAAAAGAAAGUUGAGGAGUUGACUCAUCAAAAAGAUACGGAGAUAUUACGUCUAUCAGAGGCGCGGCUGCGUUUGGAAGCUGAAAGAAGUACGUUGAUACGGGGAAAAGAGGAAUUGGUUGAGGAACUAAGGACGAAGGAGGCAGAAAUUCUAGACCUCCAAGAGGGUGCACGACGAGAUAAAGAACAACUUUUUCUCCUGGGGAAAGAAAUUGAAAGGGAGAAUAUCAAUAAUGAAGACCGCACCGCUAACCAAAAGGUUCUUUCUGACAAACUCAUCGAAACAGAAAACCUUUUGCGUGAGGCUACUUUGUACUCUGAAGACCGAAUGAGAUUGUCACAGUGGAUGGCGAAUUGGUUAGAACACUUCUCACGUUUUUUUGUAGAUAUUGUUGACCAAUAUAGCGCACUGACAGUUGAGAAAACGCUUGCUGUGGCAGAGGAAUAUCGUGUGUUAUACACGAACAAGAACGACGAACUGCUGCGCAGACUAAGUCACCUGGAAAAGGUGCGAAGAAACGCCGAGGACAUGUGUUCUCACCUUGAGCUCAAGUUGAGGGAAAUCGAAUCACGUGUUGAGGGAAGUGAGAAACUUCUUGUAGAGCAGAGGGAAGGUCUUACGAGGAAAAUUAACGUCGCUGAGAAUGAAAAGGAGAAAGCUGAAAAGAACAGUGAAAACCUCAUGGAGAAGAUUAGUGAUCUAUCGCGGCAGCACGCUGCCGAUAUUCAGAAGAAAGACGAUCAGGUGAGAGAGCUUUCCCGCUUACUAGAUACUGAAAAGCGUAACGUUGACGAGUUGGAGCAGAGAACCCAGAAGCUCCGAAGUAAGCUUGACUACGAAAUUUCCCGCAAAGGAGAGUAUAAGAAGGCUCUGGAAGCAGUAAAGGCUAAACGCGAAGAAACGGAAUGUUUCAGAGCUAAAGAAAAGGAUUGGGCAAUGAAGGCGAUACAUCGAGCCAACGAAGAAGUGAAUUACUGGAUCAAGAGCUUUGAACAACUUAAGGGGAUGCUAGAGGAUAUGUCAAGAAAGUCCGGUGCACAAAUCACAGCCGUUGACAAGGCGAAAAUACAACAGAUGGAAGUUGCGUUGUGCAGAGUAAGUGUGAGGGAACCAAACCUGAUUUCAAACCUCUGUGACGAGGGAAAUUGUGGUGCAAAGAGGCAAAGAUCGAAUUAG